Linum tenue is the source of this 199-nucleotide messenger RNA. The record is from the annotation of a GenBank genome assembly. Lineage: Eukaryota; Viridiplantae; Streptophyta; Magnoliopsida; Malpighiales; Linaceae.
UUCCUGUUGGAUGCACCGAGCCUUGGGAUUUCAGAGAUUGUGGCUGGCUGCCUUGUUUAAGGAGAUGGGUGAAUUCCUGGAAUUGUUGUUGUGUCUUUGUGCAAGAAUUCUCAGGGGAUUCCUUACAUGCCAGGGGCAAAUUUUGUCAGGAUUUUAUUCUUCUACAUUGGUGAGGAAGAAUCACACGAUUGUUUCAUAA